Molecule: messenger RNA, 1372 nt
Organism: Closterium sp. NIES-67
Lineage: Eukaryota; Viridiplantae; Streptophyta; Zygnematophyceae; Desmidiales; Closteriaceae
Source: the annotation of a GenBank genome assembly
CACGGAUUCCAUUCCAGCUUCUCGCCGUUGACACUCUCCUGUCCUCCAUUCCGAUUAUUCCGCCGCUCUUUCCGCCAUCCAUCCGCUCCGCGCGCUCAUCUUCACCACAAAUCCGUCUCCCACCGUUCGCGCCAAGACCCUUACUGUUCGUGGAGUCUAGCAUCCGUUCUUCCAUACUUUCCAUUUCCGUCUGAUCAUCCACCAGGAGAAUCCGCACAGCAGAAGCGCCUUUCAAUCCUGUAUAGGUAUUUCAUCGCCAUGGCUUCUCAGAUCGCCCGGCUCGCGGCGAGGCGCCUGGCUGGUCUCCCAGCGAACCCGACCGAGGUGGUAUGCCGGCGGGCGAUGAGCCAGAGCAGCAAGGUGCUGGGGGAGCAGGAGCACGCCAUCGAGAACGUGUAUUUUCAGAAACAAGAGCACGAGAAGCUCGAAAAGCUCAAGGCCGUAAGACCUCCCUGCCCUUCACAAUCCAUGCCUCGCUCCGCUCAUGCAUCAGUAGCUCCUUCAGUGUCCGGAUGCAUUGGAUUGUAGUUCAGGGAUCGAGUCAAACGGUCAUAACGGUCAACCAGUCGCCCAGCCCUCCAAAGUCUAGAGCCCUGGUCGUCCAGAGCUAGGGUCUUGCUCUUGCCCGAUCAUGCAUCAGUAGCUCCUUCAAUGUCCGGAUGCACUUGAUUGUAGUUAAGUUUUGUGACGUCUCAAAACGAGACUACUAUCUCCCUGCCCAUCACAAGCUAGGCCUCACUCCGCCCAUUCACCAGUAGCUCAUCAGUGGCUCAUCUUGAUGCAUGCUCCUUUCUCAAUCCCAUGUGUCCUCCCACAUGACCCUACGUGCAAUUUUUUCUUCCACCCUGCAUUUCACCCUGUAUAUAUAUAUCAUUUUCCUGGCCUCUUUCACCCUUUCCCUCCCCUCCCUCCUCCUCCCGCCUUUCUCCCCGGUGUUCCUUUCGUUUUCAUCUGUUAUGGAUGCCCACAAGAGCUACCAGCGACAGCUGCAACACAUGCAACCUGUUUUUCUCGUUUCUCGUCCGCCUCUCCCUUUUCUCGUCCCCUCUCCAUCCCCUUCCUCCCUGCCGCGUUUCUUGAUCUCUUCUCACCUCACUGUCUUCCCUGCCUCCCGCUUCCCUCUCCCCCCUGUCCCCUCUCCUUUCCCACUGUUCCUCCAUACACAUCACCGCUGGCAAAUAGAGUUGCACAAGGCGCAGGCAGCUCUGCAUGCAGCACCAUAUGCAGCAGCGUAUGCAGCAGCAGCACAUGACUGACACAGCCAAGGAGGGUCAAGCUCGUUACGAUCUGCACACGUCCUUGCCCGCUCCUUCUCAACCCCCUUCUCCUCACAACAACUGGAGGUGCAUAAGGAGGCAGUUACCGUAUCUAU